Dipodomys ordii (Ord's kangaroo rat) is the source of this 3549-nucleotide messenger RNA. RefSeq names its product alkylglycerone phosphate synthase (gene Agps). Gene Ontology annotation, biological process: lipid biosynthetic process. The transcript has 19 exons. Bases 1 to 1722 code for a protein of 573 amino acids. NCBI's taxonomy places the organism in Eukaryota, Metazoa, Chordata, Mammalia, Rodentia, Heteromyidae. Gene Ontology annotation, molecular function: alkylglycerone-phosphate synthase activity; FAD binding. The record is from RefSeq and is a predicted model, not a curated record.
AUGGUCGCGCCGGGCUCCGCUCUGAGUGACCUUUCACCCGCGUCCAGCGCUCCCGGGCGGCGGCACCAGGCGGAAGCCAUGGCGGAGGCGGCGGCCGCAAGCAGGCGCGGAGCGGGACGCGAGCUGACACGGGCGUGCGGAGAGCAUCCCGCGUCCCCAGAGUACCGGGUGACCUCGCGGAAGACAGACAGCGCGGGAGGGGAGGGGGGGGUCGGUCACGAUUUGAGGCACCGAACUGAGGACAGGGUUGACAAGACUCCCUUCUCGCAAGAAGUUAUGAAAUGGAAUGGAUGGGGAUAUAAUGAUUCUAAGUUCUUCGUCAAUAAGAAGGGCCAGGUUGAAUUAGCUGGGAAAAGGUACCCUCUUAGUGGCAUGGUUUUACCAUCUUUUAGAGAAUGGGUCCAGACUAACCUUGGAAUAUAUUGGGAACAUAGAACUACCUCUAAAGCAUCUUUGAAUCCUAGUGAUGCACCUCCAUCUAUUGUAAAUGAAGAUUUUCUUUAUGAACUUAAAGAAACCAAUAUUUCAUAUUCACAAGAGGCAGAUGACCGAGUAUUUAGAGCUCAUGGUCAUUGUCUUCAUGAAAUAUUUUUGCUCAGGGAAGGAAUGCUUCAACGAAUUCCUGAUAUAGUUGUAUGGCCAAAGUAUCUGAUGUUUAAAAAUCGAAUUCUGUGGGUAGAUGAGAACAAUCUGACAGCUCAUGUAGAGGCUGGCAUAACAGGACAAGAAUUAGAAAGACAGGUGGUUCAUAUGAAAGUGGUCACACCUAGAGGUAUAAUAGAAAAAAGCUGUCAAGGACCUCGUAUGUCAACAGGCCCUGAUAUCCAUCACUUCAUCAUGGGAUCUGAAGGAACUCUUGGUGUAAUAACAGAAGCUACAGUAAAAAUCAGACCAGUCCCUGAAUACCAAAAGUAUGGAUCAGUAGCGUUCCCUAAUUUUGAACAAGGAGUAGCUUGUUUAAGAGAAAUUGCAAAACAGAGAUGUGCUCCUGCAUCUAUUCGUCUCAUGGACAACCAGCAGUUUCAGUUUGGUCAUGCUCUUAAACCUCAAGUUUCCUCUAUUUUUACAUCAUUUUUGGAUGGGCUAAAAAAGUUUUAUAUUACAAAGUUUAAAGGAUUUGAUCCGAAUCAAAUAAGUGUCGCAACAUUACUGUUUGAAGGGGACCGUGAAAAGGUUCUUCAACAUGAGAAACAAGUAUAUGACAUUGCUGCAAAAUUUGGUGGAUUGGCAGCUGGAGAAGAUAAUGGGCAAAGAGGUUAUUUGCUGACCUAUGUCAUUGCAUAUAUUCGAGACUUGGGUUUGGAAUAUUACGUAGUAGGAGAGUCUUUUGAGACUUCUGCUCCUUGGGACAGAGUUGUAGAUCUUUGUAGAAAUGUAAAAGAAAGAAUAAGAAGGGAAUGCAAAGAGAAAGGUGUUCAGUUUGCACCUCUUUCUACAUGCAGGGUAACACAGACAUAUGAUGCAGGUGCAUGUAUCUACUUCUAUUUUGCCUUUAACUACAGAGGAAUUAGUGACCCACUGACGGUGUUUGAACAAACGGAGGCAGCUGCUAGAGAAGAAAUCCUUGCGAAUGGAGGGAGCCUGUCACAUCACCAUGGAGUGGGCAAGUUACGGAAGCAGUGGCUAAAGGAAAGCAUUUCUGAUGUCGGCUUUGGGAUGCUGAAAUCUGUCAAGGAAUAUGUGGACCCCAGUAACAUCUUUGGAAACAGAAACCUUUUAUAAGUCCAUUAACAUCAUUAUAAAAAAUAAUACUUUUUAUUUAAGUAUUCAUCUAUGGUUAUACCAGUAAUCAAAUAUAUCAUGGACUGUAUUCAGCUAUAUUUGUUUGUUAGUUUAAAAUGUUUGUGUUCGUUCUGUACUUUGUUUUGUUUCUACACGUAUGGGUUGACAGAUGGUAUUCCUCAAUCUCUGUCACUAUAGGUAUAUCAGCUUACAUCCAAUUGUUUGUUGUUGUAAAUUUUAGUCUGGCAGCCCAAGGCUGCAAGUUAUUUUAGAGAAAGGUGCUGCCAGCUGUCUUUUACUGAUGCUUCCUCUUGGAGUAGAAAGGCAGAUUUGGGUACCAUCUAUUGUUUUAGCCUUUUAUUAAAAAUGCACAUUACUAGGAAGCUGUUACCUAAGGAAAGAUUCCCCUGGGGAGUGAUCUAUGUAUGUUUUUAAGAACAUAUUCGACUGGGAGUAGACCACUGAGGGAGUACAUUCAUGAAUGAACAUAGGCAACCUAUUGGGAUGCCAUCAUCUGUAUGUUGCUUGGUUUACAGUUUUCUUUGAAAUUACAACAUAGUUACAAAACCUUAAAUCACCAGUAUGCAAAUUAUUCUAAGAGGACAUAUUUGUUCUCCAUGUUUCUGUUUGAGUUGUGUUUGUAUCACGGAUAUAUAUUCUAGAUUGUGUUUGGUGAGAAAAGCUGAUGUACCAUUCAUUGUAAGUGAAGAACAGGCUUCUGUGAAAUGAAGGCCUUUAUCCUCCCUAGCGUUCUGAUAUUUCUGCUGUUGCAUGCUUGUUGCUGUGCUGCAGAGGAAGCUGCAACAGGAGCAGAACAAAGAUCCUGACCCUAUGUGACAAGUUGAAAGAAUUUGUUUGGCUAAAGAAAGUCCUCAUUUGGCUCUUGAAUUUGAAAGCCUCAGCGAUUUCAAUGACGAAAGACCUUUUUUUUUUUUUAAAAAAAUAAAUAGCAUGAUAAAUUUUCAUAUAAAAGUAACAUUUCAGUUUUGUUCUUAAUAAAGGUUUAAUGCCUUGUAUGAAUUACUGGUUUAGCCUAAAUUUUAAAAAAUGUAUUAAUGCAUAUGCCAUAAUCAAAAGUUUAAAAUAUCCUGUUUCUUAAAUUAUAAAAACAUUAAUCACAUUUAGCAAACAUUUUUACAUUCAACCUGAUAUUUUAAAAAAAAGUGAAAUGAUUAAAUCACCAUCAAGCUUCAUGAUUCACAUUUGGAGAUGGAUUCUUUUCUUAAUGCAAUACCAAACUUUUGAUAAUUUUUUAAAAUUAAUAUUUAAUCAGAUAAUGUAUGUGAAAAUGCAGACGAUCCUUUAAAAGGACUCACUGUCUGUGUAUGUAGCAACAGCUCCAAAGUAUUUUUGGGCAGUUUGAUACCUUUUAUAUCUGAAAUAGCCUUAACCAGAAAAGUAAAAUUUGAAAUUGACAAAAUGUUAUUUUUAAGACUUCAAAAUGAUGAAUAAUUUUUAACUAUUAAAAUUGGCCACAAAUUAACAAAACUUAAACCUGUAGGCAAAUCAAAAUUAUUAGUUUAACAACAAAAACUGAAUAUUUACUUUUUAGAACUUGUGUCUCUUUGUUGGUGAUUUAGUUUGAAUUAUCAAAUUUCCAACCGAUAUUUGCUUAAUCCCUUGAUUGUUUGAAAUAGUUGGACACUUAAUAAAAAAAUGCCUCUGGAAUUGUAAGAUCUUCAGUUUCAUAAAAUGCAUCUGUUCAUUAAGGUGAUUUCUAAUUGGUGAUCAAAAUGUAAAAUUUACUAAGGUACUAAUAUCUCACUGAUUGUGUGUAUUAAUGUUACUAAAUAAUGUUUUAAUAAAACAGAUUUAUUAUUAGAUCCA